AUGUACACUACAGCAGAAAGGCCAAAAGGGGAAAAACUGUCCGAAAAUUCUUUGCAAGAAUUUCGCAAAAUUGUCUGGAAUUUCUGGGUUUCACAGUUUGAUUUCGAGAAGAUGCAGCGGGGAACACUUGAAGUCCUUCUCGUUAAUGCUAAAGGCCUUGAAAACACUGAUUUCCUCAAUAACAUGGAUCCGUAUGUGACCAUCAGUUACCGUUCUCAGGAGCAUAAAAGCAGCGUUGCAUCAGGUGGGAGUGGAUCGGAGCCCGAAUGGAAUGAGACGUUUAAGCUUUCGAUUUCUGAGAGUGAGGAUGACCCUGAAUUACUACUCAAGAUUUUAGACAGUGAUGCAGGGGAAGAUGAUUUUGUGGGAGAGGCCAAGAUUGCGAUUGAACCUGUGUUUGAAGAAGGAAGCAUUCCUGUCACAACAUACUCUGUUGUCAAAGAUGAAGAAUUCAAAGGCGAGAUUCGAGUGGGCCUCACUUUUACUCCUCAGGAUAUAGACGAAAACAGCGCCCAGGAAGAGAGCUAUGGUGGCUGGAAAGAGUCCGCACUUGAAUGA
Molecule: messenger RNA, 558 nt
Organism: Oldenlandia corymbosa var. corymbosa
Lineage: Eukaryota; Viridiplantae; Streptophyta; Magnoliopsida; Gentianales; Rubiaceae
Source: the annotation of a GenBank genome assembly